GGGAUUUGACGUAAAGGGCGAGGGCACAAGUUAAUAUUGUGAUUCCUGCCAGAAAGUAGCCCCGGAUUGCGCAUUACUGCAAAAAAGUAAAACAAAGUAUUUUCUUGUGACAAUUAAUAAUUAACAAUUAUUGUGAAAAGUGGUAAAAUUGUUUGUAAACAAAAUUGUGCACAAUAUUUUAUAAUGCGAAUUUAAACCUAUAAAAAUAAAAACAACGGUAUGACCCAAUCUACCACUAGUCCUUUUAUGUCAGAAGCAGAUAUGCCAGAAGCUGAAAGUAGUAGUGUUAUGGAAAAUGCUAAAUUAAAAAAGUAUUCUUCUGGGUCAUUGGGAGGUGAUGUGGCUAGACCUAAAGUGGUAACAGUGAAACAUCCAGAAUCAAACAAACUUAAACCCACAGCCAAAAAGAAUAAACCAAUACAAGCCAAUCUAGAUGUAUCCAAGGAGUUUAUUAGAUGUAGGGAAGAAGGACUUAAGAGAUUAGACCUAAGCAAGUCCAAUAUUACACAGCUACCAUCUACAGUCAGGGAUUUAACACACCUUUCAGAACUGUAUCUAUAUGGAAAUAAAUUAGCCUCACUGCCAUCUGAAAUAGGUUGUCUUACAAGCUUACAAACUCUGGCAUUGAAUGAAAAUUCACUUACAAGUUUACCUGACUCUUUAGAAAAUUUGAAGUCAAUCAAAGUGUUGGACCUUCGGCAUAAUAAACUAAAUGAUAUACCAGAUGUGGUGUACAAAUUAACAUCCCUAACUACAUUAUUUUUAAGGUUUAAUAGAAUUAAAUAUGUGGGAGAAGAAAUAAGAUAUUUAGUUUCACUAACUAUGCUCAGUCUAAGGGAAAAUAAAAUUAAAGAUUUACCAGCAGGAAUAGGGCAUCUGAUUAACCUUUUGACUUUUGAUGUUUCCCACAAUCAUUUAGAAUCUCUACCUAAAGAAAUUGGUAACUGCACUAACCUUUCCACAUUGGACUUGCAACAUAAUGAACUUUUAGACUUACCAGAUUCCAUUGGGCAAUUGCAACAAUUAACUAGAUUGGGCUUGAGAUAUAAUAGGCUAUCAACUAUUCCUGCUACAUUAAGUAAUUGUAAGCAUAUGGAUGACUUUAAUGUUGAAGGAAAUACUAUAUCACAAUUGCCUGAAGGUUUACUAUCUAGUUUAUGUGAAUUAACUAGCAUAACCCUUUCUAGAAAUAAUUUCUUGGCUUACCCUUCUGGAGGUCCUUCCCAAUUUACUAAUGUUGACUCUAUUAAUUUGGAACAUAAUCAAAUAGACAAAAUUCCUUAUGGAAUAUUUUCCAGAGCAAAGCAUCUAACAAAAUUAAAUAUGAAAGAAAACCAACUUACUUCCCUUCCUUUAGAUGUUGCUACGUGGACCAACAUGGUAGAACUGAACCUAGGAACCAACCAGCUUAGCAAGUUACCUGAUGAUCUAGCCUCUUUGCAAACCUUGGAGGUUUUAGUACUAUCAAAUAAUCUUCUAAAGAGAGUACCACCCAGUAUUGGUAAUCUAAGAAAACUAAGAGUGUUGGAUUUUGAAGAAAACCGUCUAGAGCAGCUUCCCAAUGAAAUAGGCCAUCUAAAAGAACUUCAACGCCUUAUAGUUCAAUCAAAUCAACUCACAUCUCUUCCCAGAGCAAUUGGACAUCUUUCCAACCUAGUUUUUCUAAGUGUGGGAGAAAACAACUUAACUUAUUUACCAGAAGAAAUUGGCACUUUAGGUAAUUUGGAGUCACUUUACCUUAAUGAUAACCCAACCCUACAUAAUUUACCAUUUGAGCUGGCGUUAUGCUGUAACUUACAAAUUAUGAGUAUUGAAAAUUGUCCUCUCUCCCAAAUACCCUCUGAAAUUGUAGUAGGGGGACCUUCUCUUGUUAUACAAUAUUUAAAGAUGCAAGGACCUUAUCGUGCCAUGUGAUUUUCUCAGUAUUUUUUUAACCAUUUUCCACAACAGUAAUUUUAAUAAGCAAGUUAUUAAUAUUAAGGUGUGCCAUAUGGGUUUGCUGAUUCCAAUAAGAAUAGUAUAUAAAGGUCAAUUUAGUCAAUUUAUUUUAAUCCAAAAAUUAUUUUUUUAUUUACAAAUAUAGAUUUGGUUUAAAUUUAAAAAUAAGAAAACCUAUGUAACUAUGAUUGAGCCUAAGUCCAAACCUCUUUUAUAAUAUAA
Brassicogethes aeneus is the source of this 2160-nucleotide messenger RNA. The record is from the annotation of a GenBank genome assembly. NCBI's taxonomy places the organism in Eukaryota, Metazoa, Arthropoda, Insecta, Coleoptera, Nitidulidae.